AUGGCACCGUCGGGCAAGACCACUGCAGGCGCCUCCAAGGACCGACGAAAGUCUGGUGCCAAGUCGUCGCCAGGCCUCGUGACGCUGACCGUCUCGCCCGAGAGGCUGCGAGCCAUCCUCGACCCAUCACCGCCGUCCGUCAAGGAGGACACGCCGCCCAAAGAGAUUGACGAGUCUCCUGGUACCUCAACUACCUUGCCCGCCGCGCCAGCAUCGAUUGCUGAGAAUGUCUCUGACUCAAAUCCCGCGACCCCUGCUGGCAGUGGCACGCCUGCACCUGCGUCAGAUAUGGGACCUCCUCCUGAGGGACAAGGCCCCAAGAAGAAGGGUGUUAAGCGAUCUGCUGGGGCCGCGAACGGUGCAAACCUCUCGGAGCCUCAGAUCAAGAUCAGAGGCAAGCCUGGCCCGAAGAAGAGACAGAGAAUGGAUGAUGGUACCAUAGAGCCUGCUCGCGGUGCUGGACUGGGACACAAGCUCAAUCCCAAGGCGAACCAAGGAGCGAUCAACGCCAAUCUUCGCGCCCUCGACCGAUCUGGCAAACCAUGCCGCAAAUGGGCGAAGGGUGGGUUCACCUUGAAGAGCUUCACCGGCGUGGUCUGGGAGAUUCCUCGAUGGACAGCACCGACCAAGUCUCAGCCAGAGUCUACCACUGAGGAAGGCUCAGCAGCCUCCGCCGAAGGAAGCACUAAGGAGAACAAAGAGAUUGAUCAACCCAAGAGUGAGAACAGUAAUAGCGGUGGCGACGUUGAGAUGCAGAGUGCUCCGAGUAUCAAUGCUAGCUCCCCAGCACCUCUCGCUAUAGCUGCCGGGGCUUGA
This is a messenger RNA of Phaeoacremonium minimum UCRPA7, 816 nucleotides long. Its product is annotated as putative duf1711-domain-containing protein. Gene Ontology annotation, biological process: chromatin remodeling. The transcript is spliced from 2 exons. The coding region runs from base 1 to 816 and encodes 271 amino acids. The record is from RefSeq and is a predicted model, not a curated record. Gene Ontology annotation, cellular component: Ino80 complex. NCBI's taxonomy places the organism in Eukaryota, Fungi, Ascomycota, Sordariomycetes, Togniniales, Togniniaceae.